Vollenhovia emeryi is the source of this 1173-nucleotide messenger RNA. RefSeq lists its product as uncharacterized. The transcript is spliced from 7 exons. The coding region runs from base 127 to 972 and encodes 281 amino acids. Gene Ontology annotation, biological process: detection of chemical stimulus involved in sensory perception of smell; sensory perception of smell. Gene Ontology annotation, cellular component: plasma membrane. Gene Ontology annotation, molecular function: olfactory receptor activity; odorant binding. The record is from RefSeq and is a predicted model, not a curated record. Lineage: Eukaryota; Metazoa; Arthropoda; Insecta; Hymenoptera; Formicidae.
GCGUUCUCGUUCUUUGAGCCUAACAUAUACAAUAAUAUUUUUUGCAUGCAUCAAUAGAUAAAACAAAUACGGAAAUGUCUCAGAAGUAAUUGGAAUAUUCUAUCAGAUAAUCGAGAAAUCAAUAUAAUGCACAAAUAUGCCAAUAUUGGAAGACAAUCUACAAUAGCUUUCAUGAUUAUGACCUACGGUGGAUAUGUUGGUUUCCUGCUAAUACAAUUUAGUCCGGAUCUUCUUGAUAUAGUAAUGCCUCUAAAUGAAUCUCGCUCGCGUCUACUUUUGUAUCAGGCAAAAUACUCGAUCAUUCAGGAAAAGUAUCUUUAUAUUAUAAUGAUACAUGAAACCAUUGCCUUAAUCCUUUGUGGAAUUACUGGACUAGCUGCUGAAACAUUUAUAUUCCUAAUCGCAUUACAUGCUUUCGGAAUGUUUAGAAUUACUCGUUACCGUAUGGAACGUAUGUUAAACGAAGAUGUUUCACAAAUAUCUAUAGCUAAAAGUUAUAUUAUAUUCCAUGAUAAAAUAAUGGCUGCAGUGGACACCCAUAGAAGAGCGAUUGAAUUAUCGGAAUUAAUAAAAAAUAGCUUUGGAGUAUCGUAUCUACUUAUGCUUAUGACAGCUUUAGUUUCGGCCACUAUUAGUCUUUUUCGUUUAUUUCGAGUAAUAACGAUGCAACAGGAGAAGAUCGAAACUGUAAAAUUAAUUCUGUACGUCUUGCCGAUUGUUCUGUUUUUACUUAUGGGUAAUUUUAGUGGGCAAGAAUUUAUAAAUAGUGAUGAACUUGUCCAUCGAGCAAUAUGUAAUACAGAAUGGUACAAUGCUCCAUUAAAAAUACAAAAACUUAUAUUCUUUUUGCUGAGAAAAACUACAAAAACUUACAAAGUUGAUGCUGCUGGUCUGUUUAGUCCUUGUUUGGAAGGUUUAACCGCAGCCGUGAAUUUAGUGCUCUCUUUUGUGACGAUCUUGUGUUCCAUGUAAAGAGAAAUAACUUCAGUUACAAAAGAUACAUCCGGCGAGUUUAUCAUUUUAUAGAGAUACAUGAAAAUGUAUAGCGAACUUACGAAAUCAUAUUUUAAAAAAUUAAUGAGCAAUGUGAUUAACGGUUUUAAUUAAAAAUUCUGAAUCUGGACUAUGUUGUUGUUAAUUUUGAACUACUAUUUAGGUGUAAAGCUGACACAU